AUGUCGUCGUCACAAAUAUCGGAAAUGUCCAAGACCUAUCAGUACCGCAAGGUGAUGAAGCCUAUGCUGGAGAGGAAGCGUCGGGCACGCAUCAACAAGUGCCUGGAUGAGCUGAAGGAUCUGAUGGUGGCCACGCUGGAGUCGGAGGGCGAGCACGUCACUCGCCUGGAAAAAGCCGACAUUCUCGAGCUAACAGUCACCCACCUCCAGAAGAUGAAGGAGAAGCGCCAGCACAAGCGCGCCUCCGGCGACGAGAGCCUCAGUCCGGCCGAGGGAUUCCGCUCCGGCUACAUCCAUGCCGUCAACGAGGUCUCCCGCUCCCUGUCCCAUCUGCCCGGCAUGAAUGUCAGCCUGGGCACCCAACUGAUGACACAUCUGGGACAGCGCCUCAAUCAGCUGCAGCCCGCCGUCAAGGAGGCUCUCCCCAUCACCGCUCCACUCUCCGUGCACAUAGCCAGCCGGGACGCCUACUCCGUGCCCAUCUCGCCCGUCUCCAGCUUUGCCGGCAGCCCCAACUCCAGUCUCGCCAGCAGCGAGCGUCUGGGCAGUGCCUCCCUACUCACCACCUGCUCCUCCAUUGAUGUCACAAAAAUGGAACUGGAGGUCGACAGCGAGGAUGAGGAGAAUGUCUGGCGGCCCUGGUAGAGAGCACCUCCAGGAACACUGAA
This is a messenger RNA of Drosophila persimilis, 668 nucleotides long. It is a transcript of the gene E(spl)mgamma-HLH, whose product is annotated as enhancer of split mgamma protein. Gene Ontology annotation, biological process: anterior/posterior pattern specification; regulation of transcription by RNA polymerase II; regulation of neurogenesis. Gene Ontology annotation, molecular function: protein dimerization activity; RNA polymerase II cis-regulatory region sequence-specific DNA binding; DNA-binding transcription factor activity, RNA polymerase II-specific. The record is from RefSeq and is a predicted model, not a curated record. Lineage: Eukaryota; Metazoa; Arthropoda; Insecta; Diptera; Drosophilidae. The transcript has a single exon. Gene Ontology annotation, cellular component: nucleus. Bases 1 to 645 code for a protein of 214 amino acids.